AUGGGUGGUACUUCCGACGCUAGAGUUCACGAAGGCAAGCUUGCCAUUGUCACUGGGUCCGCCCGUGGUAUCGGAUCAUACAUUGCGCGCGCUCUCGCCGCCAGAGGUGCCAAUAUUCUGGUCAACUACGCCACUGAAUCCUCUGACGGUCCUGCUGCAACCCUGUGCAAGGAGCUCGAGGAGAAGCACUCUGUCAAGGCUGUGCCAUGUAGAGCCGACAUUAGCAAGGCUGAGAACUGUGAUAGCCUUAUCGCUGUCUGCAAGGAGCACUUUGGUGGCGACGACUUGAAGAUCAGCAUCAUCGUGCACAAUGCAGCCGUGCUCUACCUCGGCCCAGUCGAGUCUGUGAAGCAAGAUGAAUUCGACCACAUUUAUCGCGUCAACGUCUUGGGCCCUGCGCUGCUUACGGGCGUGUGCAAGCCCUACCUACCGACAGACCGGUCCGGCCGCAUCGUCAUGAUGUCCAGUAUCAACCCCAAAAUCGGCACCCCUCACACAACCCUCUACGCAGGUACCAAGGCGUCCAUGGAGGCCAUGGCAAGGGUCUGGGCCCGUGAGCUUGCAGAGAACUGCACGGUCAACACCAUCAACCCGGGACCUGUCAUGACUGACAUGUACAUGACGGCACCUGACGAGAUCAAGCAGGCUUUGGCUCUGUGGAACCCGCUGACACCUCUUGUUCCUGUUAGAGAGACAGACGGGCCAGAAGUGCAGGAGCUGGGAAGGAAGUUUAGCGGCAGAGCCGCAUAUCCAGAGGAGAUUGCGAACCUGGUCGCUAUGAUCUGCUCACCGGAAUCGAGCUGGAUGACUGGUAGCUUGGUGAGCGCCAACGGCGGCCUAACGUUCAGCACUUAG
Molecule: messenger RNA, 855 nt
Organism: Fusarium falciforme
Lineage: Eukaryota; Fungi; Ascomycota; Sordariomycetes; Hypocreales; Nectriaceae
Exons: 2
Coding region: 1-855 (284 amino acids)
Molecular function (GO): oxidoreductase activity
Source: RefSeq, a predicted model, not a curated record